AGGUCACUAAACUUCGACCGAAAACUUUAAAACAGGAGAACAGACGAAUUUGAACAUGUGUUGCCUUUAAUGAACGCGCAUUUGUCCAUUAAAAAUAUCACAAACACUUUAAAAUGCAAUACCAGUGCUAUAAAGACAUCAAAUCUUUGCAGGAGCAUUCAUAUUGUAUGUUUCGAUGAACGUUAUUUAUAUUGACCUUUUUGAAACAACAGUCGGCGUUUAAAAGGACUGGAGCUGCAUACAUGAUAACGUGUGCGGUGUUUGUAUUUUCUGGUAGUUAUUACUGCAUUUUGAACUAAUAUAUCGUUCUGUUAUUUGAUAGGAAUUGAUAAUUUGAUGUACUAAUCGUUGUGUAAGUAUUUAUAUAGGGAAUGCAGUUGAAGAUGCGACCAAUAUUACGGGUUUUAGGGGCCCAUGCAUGGAAGUUUCAUAGAAAUAAUGUCACUGGGAGCGCUUACAUACACAAUCACAGGUUUGUUAAAGGAAUAAGUUUAGCUAGUGGAAUAAAAUAUCCUCGCUAUGUGAUUGGAAAUACACGAGAUGUUUCUACCGGAAUGGAAAAGACCGGCCCGGGAACCAUCUUUCGCAGUCCAGUUCCUGAUGUGGAACUUCCGGUGCAGUCCAUUUCGGACUUCUUGUUUUCUCGGUUUAAUACCUUUGGAAACACCAUCGCUCUGGUCGACCAUGGGACCGGAAGGUCCUUCCAAUUUUCCCAACUGGAAGAUUUGUCCAGACGGGUGGGCAGCUUCCUCGCGCGCAAAGGUCUGCGCAAGGGAGAUGUCGUCUGCUACUAUGGAACCAACAAUCCGGAGUUCGCGCUCCUGUUACUAGGAUGCUCGUCAAUCGGCGUUACCUUGACAACGGCUAGUCCGCUGUAUACACCCGACGAGCUGAAAAGUCAAAUGGAAAUAGCGGGUUGCAAGACCAUAUUUACGAUACCACCAUUAGCCCGAAAAUGUCAAGAGGCGGGAUUCAACGACCUUGUUCUGGUUGGUGGAUCGGAAGGAGGUCGACCGUUCUCCGACGCCUUAUCCGACGACGGCCGAGCGUUCCCGAGUCACGUCCGAGUCGACCCGAAGGAAGACGUUGCCAUUUUGCCGUUCAGCAGCGGAACGACCGGUCUGCCAAAAGGAGUGAUGCUUACACACCACAACAUCGUGUCUAACCUAUUGCAGUUUAGCGUAAAUUUGAAGACCUACGCCAAUGACGUCAACAUCGCGGUGCUGCCCUUUUUCCACAUAUACGGACUGGCUUCGAUCUUGCUAUGCAGUCUAAUGGAGGGCGCAAAACUCGUGAUAUUGCCGGGAUUCGAUCCACAAAUCUAUCUGACUGCUCUAGUCCAACACAAAGUGACCCAGAUUCACAUCGUGCCACCGAUCAUCCUGUUUAUGGCCAGACAUCCCCUGGUGGACAAGGUCGACCUGUCGCUCAUCCGUACCGUCGUGAGCGCCGCCGCGCCGCUAGGGGACGCUCUAACCAUCGAGUUCAUGGAAAAACGGAAGUUGCCUAUCAAGCAAGGCUAUGGCCUCACGGAGACGUCGCCGGUGAUCGCAGUCGACGUCGACCCAAUAACGGUCGGAUCCGUAGGUCCGCUAAUACCUAACACCGAGGCAAAGAUAAUAGAUCCGGACACGGGUGAAAGUCUCGGUCACAACGAGGUUGGUGAGGUGUGUAUCCGGGGUCCGCAGAACAUGAAGGGUUACCAUGGCAACCCACAGGCUACCAAUGAGAUGGUUGACACGGAGGGAUGGCUUCAUACGGGUGACAUGGGCUAUUUCAAAGAGACCGAUCGCCUCGUAAUCUCCGACAGAAUGAAAGAGUUGAUCAAAUACAAGGGUUUACAGGUUGCCCCUGCGGAACUUGAGGACCUGCUCCACAAACAUCCGGCUGUCCAGGACGUGGCCGUGGUUGCCGCCGCCGACGAAAGAGCCGGCGAGGUCCCGCAAGCGUUUGUCGUCAUCCGACCAAACAUGGCGGCGAAGGAAGAGGAUAUAAGGAAGUUUGUUGAUGAUCAAGUGGCUGACCACAAGCAACUGAGGGGCGGUGUAAAAUUCUUGAAAGAAAUUCCGAAGUCAGCGAGUGGCAAAAUCUUGCGGCGAGUGCUGAAAGACAUGAAAUAAAACAUGCUGUUAGCCUACAAACGAUUUACUUGAUCAAAUACAUGAGCUCAAAUUUGCAAUGAAGUCGUUCACGCAUGCUUUGAUUUUACGAGAACGGGAACAUUUGUACAAAUGUACACAUAUAUACGCAAGAAAAUUGUUUGAGUGCUCCCCAUCAGACCUUCAGCAAUUUGCUGCGACUUAUUGCGUUAUUGAUUUCAUAUGUUAUACAAACGCGAUAUGCAGGGUUUUAACUAAGUUAAAGUACCAAAAUACAACGAAAAACACAUAAUUGCGAUUUCUUCCUAAUACAUACGACGAACCGCGCGUGUUUGUGAGUAAUUCUGGUCUAAGCAAGGUUAGGCUGGCCAAUUUACCGGUUUGAAUCCACAAAGUUUUUAAUAUGCCUGUUCAUGCUAUAACCUGAGGCUUAAUCAAUAUUGAGUAGUGAUGUUGUUUUUUUUAUCGCGACGUUGAAUAUUAAAUUACGUUCACACGUAUUGCCUUUCUGAUACCGUUUCGGAUACGUCUAAUAAUACCAUUUUUAAUGUAUUGUAUUAGGUCAACACAUUAAUAGUUUAAUACUUAUGAUAAUCAAAUUUAGUUAUAUCCUUCAAUACAUUUUUAUGGAAAAUGAACCUUACAAAUGCAAAAAAACACACAACAAAAACAACUAACAGUAGGUUUAAAAAAACUUGAAUAUAUACGGAAUAUUACUCUAGUCAAUUGUUCCAUGUGUCUGUAUAGUUGAGUAACUUGUGUGAGGUCGUAUCUCACGACAGGCGGAGCCUCAAGUGUGAUACGAAAUAGCGCAAGCCACGAGACUGAUACAAACACUUGUAACAAUUGACUUGCGUUAUAUUCCUUUUAUUAUAUACAACUUGUAAUCAUUUAAGUUAAAAAAAAUGAGUUUAAGCGUUCAUAAUUAACUAAGAAUGCUCUUAUUAUUUUCUGCAUUCAAAGUGACGUCAUUUAAAGUAGUCCGGCUAGUAUGGUAAUACGGAAUUGGAAAACUAGCGACUAGCAUAAUACGGGAAUUAUUUCUGUGCUUUUGUAUUUUACCGAUUGAUACAACUUGUAUUUUUGGGGGAACAUAAAGCAGGUAUAUAAUAAAUAAAAUUACCUACACAGACAAACUGUAAGUUUAUAAUUGAAUAUUAUAUUGUAUUUUAUAUUAAAAUAAAUUAUUGAAGUU
Dreissena polymorpha is the source of this 3294-nucleotide messenger RNA. RefSeq lists its product as uncharacterized. The record is from RefSeq and is a predicted model, not a curated record. The transcript is spliced from 12 exons. The coding region runs from base 372 to 2120 and encodes 582 amino acids. Lineage: Eukaryota; Metazoa; Mollusca; Bivalvia; Myida; Dreissenidae. Gene Ontology annotation, molecular function: CoA-ligase activity.